CGAGAUUUGUUCGUUCCACUCCGUCCCACUUACCCGCGGUUGCUAGGCAACCAUAGUCAGGUGACUGUCUGCAGACAGAACAUGGCUGAGCUGUCAGAAGACCAAUGAGGGAAAGACAGUUUUUUUUAGCAUAAUCGAUCAUUUGUGUAGCGUCUUUUCUCGGCACAUUUGAAAGCUGGUGGACGUUACUUCACAGGACGUCGUCAAGAUGAACGGGAUGCCAGAUGGGAUGGCAAAUGGUCCAAAUGGGAGUGACCAUAUUGGGAAAGAUGCUCAGGUUUGGGAGAGACCGUGGAGUCUGGAAGAAAUGAGGCAGAGCAGCGCCAACUGGUCGUUAGCAGCUGAUUCAGGGCUCUUACUGUUCCUUCAAGACUUCUCUCAAAGAAUGCUGUCCAAGACACAUGAGAUAGAAAAACAGCUGGACAGUUUGAUCCGAGACACCAAGGCCACAGACAGCAGCUUGCACUCGGUCUUCAAUGACUUCCUUAUGCUCUCCAAUACACAGUUCAUAGAAAAUAGAGUGUAUGAUGAUGAGGGAGAGGAGCCCAUUCCAAAGACUGAUGCUGUGGAGAAGCAGCCUGAACAGAAAACUCGAGAGCAGAAGGAAGCCGAGCUGAUCCCCAAGAUGCAAGAAGCAGUGAAUUAUGGUUUAAAAGUACUGGAGUCUGCCUUUGAGCACCUGGACAUCAAAGCGGGAAACUCUGACUCAGAGGAUGAGGAUGCUAACGACAGAGGCGGGGCGAUACUGGAACCCAAGGAUCUUUACGUGGAUAGACCUCUUCCUUUUCUGAUUGGCUCCGAGGCUUUCCUGGAACAAGAUGACGUUGGCCUUGGUGACCUGUCUAGUGAUGAAAUGUCAGUGGACAGCGAGAGAGACAGCGUCAUUGCAAGCAAUGAUGGCAAAGAUGCAGAUAAUUCAGACGAUGAGUUUAUGCAGGAGAUGGAUGAUGGCGUCCAUAGUAUCAAGAAGAAGUCAUCUAUGUUGAGUUAUGAGGAGGACGAAGACGACGAUGAAGAUUCUGAUAUAUUUGGCGAGUCGGACAAGGAUGAUGAUGAUGAUGUAAAGAGCACAGGCCCGCCGACCUUUGCUGACGAGCUGGCCGCCAGGAUCAAAGGUGAACUGGUUAGCAAACCAACAGGAGAUCGAGCCUCAUUAUCAUCAAAAAAGAAAGGUAAAGGCAGAAAAGACUCAAAGCCUCCAAACUCAGAUGCAGCAGCUGAAGACGACAGUGAUGACAUGUUUAAACCCCCAAAGAUGGAUGAUGACGACUUCUCCCCGUUUGGAGGGAAAAGUGGUCUCUUCAGUGGGGGGAGAGGUCUCUUUGAUGAUGACGAUGAGAGUGAUUUGUUCUCUGAGGCACCAAAACCCAAACCUGUGUCCAAAGAAGAGAAGUCUGUGAGUGAAAGCAUCAGAAGCACCACUCAAGCUGCAGAAUCUGGCAAACCCGGCAAGAAAAUUCCACCUGGUGCCGUUUCGAUAUUUCCAGAAAACAGCCUUUUUAACACAGUGGAUGACUUGAUGGAGAACAGUGAACAUGAAGCUCCAACACGUAAGACUCAUGUCCCCUCCAAGCCGAGCCCAAUCGCACCUAGAGGUGUAGGUGGUCUGUUUGAUGAAGAUGAUGACGACGACGAUUUCUUUGGUGGGAAAAGCCUAAAAAAUUCUUCCACUGCUGCAGAGGAAAAACCCAAACCUCAAAAAGCCCUUGACCUAUUUGAUGAAGAUGAGGAGGAUGGUGACAUAUUUAGUGAAAAGUACAGCGCCUCAACUCCAGCUCAAAGCAAGAAGGUGGAAGAGACGGUCAAGCCACCAGAGAAGAAUAUCCCUGCAGGGGCCAUCUCUAUGUUUGGUCCUGCGACUAAAAGCUUACUCGGUGAGGGCCUAAUGAGACGUCAGCUGUCCACGACCAGUGAGGAGUCUGAAAAAUCGGAAAAGAAUGGGCUGGUUCCAGAUGUUGUACCGACUGUUAGUCAGACCCCAAAAUCCAUGGCAAGUAGCCUCUUCUCUGAUGAUGAAGACACGCAGGUGUUUCCAACUAUCCCCAAGAGUCAGUCCAAUCCUGACACAACAAGCCAGAGCAAAAUCAGCCAGCAUCAUGUGUCGUUAUUUGAUGAUGAUGACGAAGAAGAGGAUCUAUUUGCAUCUGCAUCGAAAUCUAAACCUCAUGCAGCUAAAACCUUCACACCACAGCCCAGUAAAGCUAUCUCUAGCUCUCUCUUUAGUGAUGAUGAGGACCAAUGGAUAAGCCCCAAAGUGAGUGUCACCAACCAGGAGAAUGAGACGGGAGGAAUGAAACCAAGUGCCAGUGCUCCCUCCAGCCUCCUGAGUGUCACGUCAUUGCAGAAAAGCAGCCUGUUUGAUGAAGAUGACGACGACCUGUUUGCUCCAGCAAAAGAAUCAAGUCAGAAGAAACCACAGAGGGUUUCUCUUUUGUUUGAGGAUGAGGAUGAUGCAGAUGAUAGUGGGUCCCUGUUUGGCAUUAAACCAAACAACACAAACACAGCAGCUAAACCCAAAUCACAAGAGGCAUCGGAUGCUAAGAAGAAAGUGCCGGAGAAACCAUCAGUGCCGGAGAAAACACCAGUAAAGCCCCCUGGGACGUCGUCGUCACUUGAGAGCAGUGAAAGUAAAAAGAAGCCUGUUGGAGCCGUCAGCCUGUUUGGGGGCAUUGACGUUCUUGCCAACAAGCAGACAAAGAGCAUGUUGGAUGAAGAUGACGACGACCCGCCACCAAACAUUAAGACGCAGGAGAAAGUCAAAACAAAUACUCUCAGUCUGUUUGAUGAUGAUGAUGAUGAUGAUGAUGAUGAUGAUGAUGAUGAAGAGGAGGACAAGCCUGCUCCAAUUGUCAUCCCCAGUAAAGGUACAGCCAGAGAUGCUCCAAAGCCUGUUGAGGAGCAACCGCAGGCAAAAAGCACCGGUGUGUUCCUUGAUGAGGAGUUGUUGUUUAGUUCCACCCAGCAGAAGGACAAUGACCCAGAUGUUGACCUAUUUGCCACCUCGAACAAAACCACAAGCACAAAGCUCAGCUCAGUGAAGCCGGCGACACCAAGUCUAUUCUCAGAGGAUGAGGAGGAUGACCUCUUCAGCUCUAACAAGGCCAGAAGUCCUCCCCCGAAACUAGCAGAGAAACCCAGUAUGUCUCAUGACAGAGCACCGCUACUCAAUCCAGAUUCUGAAUCAGUUUCAGAUAUGCAGAAACCUGCACCAAGUCCUGUAAAACCUAAAGAGCCGUCAUCAAGGAUUGGCAAACUUCAAGCAAGUCUGAAGAUCAACCCCACUGUGUUGCUCCCUGGUUCAGUCCCCAUUAUGCCUGGGGCUGUGAGUGUGCUCCCUGGUCUGGAUCCCAGUUCGUCUUCUGGGGUAUCCAGCUCUAGUCUGAGCCCCAGCCCUGCUACAACUCCUAUUGGAGCCCAGACCAACAUUGAGGGGGCAGUGAGCUUCGACACGCCACUCCAGGCUUCCACUUUGCAGAGUGCACACAAGAGUCGCAUCAAAGGGUCUGUACGUCGAAGACCUCAGUCCAGAGUAGCAAGACAGCAAGCAGUUCAAAGAUCCGAAGAGGAGCAAGAAGAGGUCCCUGGUGGACACCUCUCUGAGUCUAACCCCACUUUGUCAUCUCCAGAUGACUCAAGCCAGGCUCCCGCUCUUCAGAUUGCAGCAUCAACCACAUCCUUGCCUGACAGUCUACCUUCUCAACCUCAACCAACUCAAAUCUCCACCAAGCCCUCUCUACCAACAUCGCCUCUAUCCACAAAUGCAAAAAAGCAAGACUCUAGCAGCCACAACCAAGGCAAGGUACUUCCUCCCUUUGAGGAGGGCGACCUUUUUGGUUCCAACAGCCUUUUUGGAUCCAUCUCUGUCACCACCAACGUUCAACAUCAGGCAGACACCGGAGCAGCAGUGAAGAAAGAUAAAAGCAAUCUCCCAUCUAUUUUCGAUGACAAUGGUGAUGACCUCUUCCAAAAGGUGACAUCAACUUCAAAGACUGCCAAGGUUUCAUCCUUUUUAGAAGAAGACGAUGAGGACAUAUUUGGAGUAAACUCAAUGUCCACGUCCUCCGGUAGUAGCGCCAUCAAGAGUAGCAAAAGCUUUUCAAAGCAGGACAUUUUCGAGGAUGACGUAGUAACAACUUUGCCAAAAGUCCAAAAGAAGGACAAAGACAAGCGCAUUGAUUUCAGCCUGUUUGAUGACAACAUAGACAUAUUUGCUGACCUGACAGACUCUCUUACACCAAAGCAUAAGACGAAGACAAAGGGAGCGACCACGUCCAUAUUUGAUGACGACAUGGAUGACAUCUUCACACCAAGCGUAGUCAAAACCACCACAAAGGCGCCUCCGAAAUCAAAGAUUUCGCCCCCCUCCCAGGAGAGCAGCACAGCAUCAGACUCAAGCAACAUAUUUGAUGAUCCACUUAAUGCUCUCGGUGGGAACUGAAAUAUUUUGACUAGAUUUGUAUCAUUGUGAAUCAGCUCUUUGUAACAUGUAGAGAUCGGACACACUGUUAAUGCAGAUAUUUAUUCAUAUGCAUAUCAAUACGGCCAUUUUGUGUACCGCAAAUAAAUAAUGUCAUUACAUCAAAUCCUAUAAUGUAACGUUUAAUUCAGUACUGUUGAUGGUUAUUGUACAUGAUAGCACUUUAUAAGCAUAACUGUGUGCUUAGCCUCAAAGCCUGGAGAAAUUAACAUUAAAUUGUUUUGAAUGAUGUUCAUUUGGCUUUGCCAUGUUGAGAUUGUAUAGGUUUGUGCCAAGUCAUGUUUAUGUCAAAUCAAUGUGCUCUUUUUUUCCACUGUCUUAAGUUUUUGACCAUUGAACAUUUUUAUCAACAAGAGGCCCAUGCAUUUCUUAACUUUUGCUGUGAUAAUAAGAAAUGUAAUUUUUAUUAAUAACUAAAAAGAAACGUAUUUUAUACUAUCUGGAAUA
Molecule: messenger RNA, 4924 nt
Organism: Dunckerocampus dactyliophorus (ringed pipefish)
Lineage: Eukaryota; Metazoa; Chordata; Actinopteri; Syngnathiformes; Syngnathidae
Gene: washc2c
Product: WASH complex subunit 2C
Exons: 31
Coding region: 209-4438 (1409 amino acids)
Biological process (GO): protein localization to endosome; retrograde transport, endosome to Golgi
Cellular component (GO): early endosome; WASH complex
Molecular function (GO): phosphatidylinositol phosphate binding; retromer complex binding
Source: RefSeq, a predicted model, not a curated record